AUGUCGCGGCGCGGGGCUCUGGGGCCCGGCUGGGGGCUUCUGCUGCCGCUGCUGCUGGCGCUGGGCGAGCUGCCGCAGGUGGCGGGCGUCGAGGAGGAGCCUGGCGGCGGCGGGCACCAAGACAGCGAGGGCUUCCAGGUGGUCACCUUCAAAUGGGACCACGUCCAGGACCCGUACAUCAUCGCGCUCUGGAUCCUCGUGGCCAGCGUGGCCAAGAUCGGCUUCCACCUGUCCCACAAGGUCACCAGCGUGGUCCCGGAGAGCGCCCUGCUCAUCGUGGUGGGCCUGGUGCUGGGCGGCAUCGUCUGGGCGGCCGAGCACAUCGCCUCCUUCACGCUCACGCCCACCGUCUUCUUCUUCUACCUGCUGCCGCCCAUCGUGCUGGACGCCGGCUACUUCAUGCCCAACCGGCUCUUCUUCGGCAACCUGGGCACCAUCCUGCUGUAUGCCGUCAUCGGCACCGUGUGGAACGCGGCCACCACCGGCCUGUCCCUCUACGGCGUCUUCCUCAGCGGCCUGAUGGGAGAGCUGAAAACCGGGCUGUUGGAUUUUCUCCUGUUCGGCAGCCUGAUCGCUGCCGUGGACCCGGUGGCCGUGCUGGCGGUGUUUGAGGAGGUUCAUGUCAACGAAGUGCUGUUCAUCAUCGUCUUUGGGGAGUCCCUGCUGAAUGACGCUGUCACCGUGGUCCUGUACACCGUGUUUGAAUCUUUCGUGACGCUGGGUGGCGACAAAGUGACCGGCGUGGAUUGCGUGAAAGGCAUAGUGUCCUUCUUCGUGGUGAGCCUGGGGGGCACGCUGGUGGGGGUCGUGUUCGCCUUCCUGCUCUCCCUGGUGACCCGCUUCACCAAGCACGUGCGCAUCAUCGAGCCCGGCUUCGUGUUCGUCAUCUCCUACCUGUCCUACCUCACCUCCGAGAUGCUCUCCCUGUCGGCUAUCCUGGCCAUCACCUUCUGCGGCAUCUGCUGUCAGAAGUACGUGAAGGCCAACAUCUCGGAGCAGUCGGCCACCACCGUGCGCUACACCAUGAAGAUGCUGGCGAGCGGGGCCGAGACCAUCAUCUUCAUGUUUCUGGGCAUCUCGGCGGUGAACCCCGCUAUUUGGGAAUGGAACACGGCCUUCGUGCUCCUGACGCUGGUCUUCAUCUCUGUGUACCGAGCCAUUGGUGUCGUCCUGCAGACCUGGAUCCUGAACCGGUACCGGAUGGUGCAGCUGGAGAUCAUAGACCAGGUGGUCAUGUCCUACGGCGGCCUGCGGGGCGCUGUGGCUUUUGCCCUGGUGGUCCUUCUGGAUGAGGACAAGGUCAAGGAGAAGAACCUCUUUGUCAGCACCACCAUCAUCGUCAUCUACUUCACUGUCAUCUUCCAGGGCCUGACCAUCAAGCCCCUGGUGCAGUGGCUGAAGGUGAAGAGGAGUGAGCACCGUGAGCCCAAACUCAACGAGAAGCUGCACGGCCGGGCUUUCGACCACAUCCUCUCAGCCAUCGAGGACAUAUCAGGGCAAAUCGGACACAAUUAUCUCAGAGACAAGUGGUCCAAUUUUGAUAGAAAAUUCCUCAGCAAAAUCCUUAUGAGAAGGUCAGCCCAAAAGUCACGAGAUCGAAUUCUUAAUGUUUUCCAUGAGCUCAACUUGAAGGAUGCCAUCAGCUACGUGGCCGAGGGAGAGCGCCGUGGGUCCCUGGCCUUCAUUCGCUCCCCUAGCACGGACAACAUGGUCAACGUGGACUUCAGCACCCCUCGCCCCUCCACUGUGGAGGCCUCCGUCUCCUACCUGCUGAGGGAGAAUGUCAGUGCGGUGUGCCUGGACAUGCAGUCCCUGGAACAGAGAAGGAGAAGCAUCCGGGACACAGAGGACAUGGUCACUCACCACACGCUACAGCAGUACCUGUACAAGCCCCGGCAAGAGUACAAACAUCUCUACAGUAGACAUGAGUUAACUCAGGACGAAGAUGAGAAGCAAGACAAGGAGAUCUUCCACAGAACCAUGAGGAAGCGCUUGGAAUCCUUCAAGUCGACUAAGCUGGGUAUCAACCAGAACAAAAAGGCGGUCAAACUGUACAAGCGAGAGCGUGCCCAGAAGCGGAGAAACAGCAGUAUUCCUAAUGGGAAACUGCCAAUGGAGAGCCCCAUACACAAUUUCACCAUUAAGGAAAAAGAUUUGGAACUUUCAGACCCGGAAGAGAACCCCAACUACGAUGCUGAGGAGAUGAGUGGGGGGAUUGAGUUCCUGGCGAAUGUCACCAGGGAUACAGCAACAGACUCCCCGUCAGGUGACACGGGCUCUGACGUGCCGCUGACAGGACGCAUGUCACCGCGCGAGGUUCUGCAAGCUACAGAGAAGUCCCCGCGCCCGCUCGCUCCGCCCCCGGCCCCGCCCACCGCGCAGAACCCAGCUCCAGCUGCACUGCCAGACGAACUGGGGGCGGGGCCCACAUCGGAGGCGGGGUCAGCGUCGGGGACUUGGCUAGAGCGCCGUGGACUGCAGGGAGCACACGCACGGUCAGCGGCUGCGCGCCGCGUGCACAGCCGGCGCUCGUUCCAGCGGCCCCGCGCGCGCCGCCCUGCCCUGCUCAAGCUUGCGUCGCUGCAGCCCUCCUGCCACGAGCCACCGCACGGGCUGGAGCAGGAGGAGACUCCGCUGUGA
Pipistrellus nathusii (Nathusius's pipistrelle) is the source of this 2640-nucleotide messenger RNA. NCBI's taxonomy places the organism in Eukaryota, Metazoa, Chordata, Mammalia, Chiroptera, Vespertilionidae. The record is from the annotation of a GenBank genome assembly.